UGACUGUGGGUGGUGCGUGUACUAGGAGCCAUUCAAAGGCUGCGAUUGACAUGAGACAAGUCGUCCCUCUGCUUAACCAGUAAACGGCAAAUCACGUCUGGGUCUCGGGAAAUAUCAAUGCAAGACAAACAUCGACUUUUGAGUCAUGUCUUAAAGCAGACUUCCAUAACUGUCAGGAUGCUCUUCAUUUGAUGAACACAGAGGUUGCGCCGACUGAAUACUUCUCUCCGUGUCUGUAACUAGCUGAAAUUAUGUUCCCAGAUAUUUUGUGUGCGAUAUUAUUCAGCACCAUGCACAUCGCAUCAUCUUUGGACCUGCAUCUUGGCAUGCCAAAUGUUUGUGCUGACCAGGAGAUGUCCAUGUUGGGGGUCCGUCAGCCUUGCGUCCAGGCUUUUACCCGCAUGGUUAAGGUGUGGAAACAGGGCUGCACCAGCCACAGAUGGUGUAUGGGCUACGAGAGAAGGACAGCAUACUACACAGUGUACAGGCAGGUGUACAGCAUGGAUUCACACACAGUCUAUAACUGCUGCCCUGGCUGGACUCGGAAGGGUGGAGAGAUGGGCUGUCUGCAUAGGGUGUGUGGUGCCAAUACUUGUUUCAAUGGAGGCCAAUGUGCAGAGGCUGGGGACCAGAUAUGUCAGUGUCCGCUGGGCUUCAAAGGGACGCAAUGCCAAUAUGAUGUUAACGAAUGUGAAGUGGAUGAAGGCGGCUGUGAGGGGUACUGUUGCAACACCAUUGGCAGCUACUACUGCAAGUGUCCUGAAGGCAGCAGACUGGGACCAGAUGGCAAAGCAUGUCACGAUAUUAAUGAGUGUGAGGAGCUCAACGGAGGAUGCCAGCAAACGUGUGUCAACAUACUGGGCUCUUAUCACUGUGAGUGCAGCGAAGGCUUCCGCAUACACACUGAUGGUCGGACCUGCAUUGCUGUGAACUCUUGCUCGGUAUUGAAUGGUGGAUGUGAGCAUAAGUGCAUGGACAUGGGGAACAAUCACUACAAGUGUGGCUGUCGAAAGAACUACCAGCUUAAGAGAGAUGGGAGACACUGUGAAUUGAGGGACCCCUGUGAGGAGAGGAAUGGAGGCUGCGCCCAGCUGUGUCUUUCAGAAGGUGGCCGGGUUCACUGCAGCUGCCGACCUGGUUUUACACUGGCUGGCGAUGGCAAGAACUGUGAAGACAUUGAUGAGUGCAGCUCAGACCAUGCCAAGUGUUCCCAUGGAUGUGUCAACAUGCUGGGCUCCUUCAGCUGUGUGUGCCAUCCGGGCUUUGAACUUGGUGCUGAUGGCAAACAGUGCUACCGCAUAGAGAUGGAGAUCGUCAACAGCUGUGAGAAGAACAACGGAGGUUGCUCUCAUCACUGUGAGCACACCACCAAUGGCCCGCUCUGCUCCUGUAACCACGGCUACCAGCUGAACCAGGACAGGAAGGCCUGUGUAGAUAGUGAUGAGUGUGUCAGUGAGGAGUCCUGCUGCAGUCACUUCUGUAGAAACUACCCGGGCGGCUACGAGUGCAGCUGCAGAGCUGGCCACAGACUAAACCCAGACGGCUGUGGCUGCGAUGACAUUGAUGAAUGCCUAGCAGAGACCUCAGGCUGUGAACACUACUGUGUCAACACCCUCGGAACAUAUGAGUGUUUUUGUCGACUGGGCUUCCGCUUGGAUCAGGACCAGCACUCCUGCAUUUCUCUGUAUGGCAGAGAACUGGCGGAAGAAGAAGAAGAAGAAGAGGAAGAGGAGGAUGAGCAGCUGGAGGUCCACAGAUUACCAGACCUGCUGUUCCGCAAGGCUCCUCAGCUACUGCAGUACACAGCAGCCUUGCACUCCCGUUAUGACACUGAUGAUGAUGAUGGUAGUGAUGGUGGUGACAGUGAAAAAGAAUUAGAGAUCCAGCGGGAGCGUCGAGGAGAGCUUAGAUUGGACAGCAACAUAGACCAGGAAGAAAAACGAAAGAAAAACUUGGCCAUUUCUUUUUCAGUGUGUCUAGAUGGCUCAUUUGGGGAUGACUGCAGUGUAAGCUGUGAAGACUGUGUGAAUGGAGUGUGUAGUGAAAACAGCGACAGAUGUCAAUGUUCACCUGGAUGGACUGGGAUCAUCUGCAACGAGACUUGUCCACAAGGGACCUAUGGGGAGGCAUGUAAUGGCCUGUGCCGUUGUCAGAAUGGAGGCUUGUGUGACCCUGUUACUGGGAAGUGUUUGUGCCCCCCUGGGGUACAGGGCCUGCUCUGCGAGGAUGGUUGUCCAAGGGGUUAUUUCGGGAGGCACUGCAGAAGAAAGUGCAACUGCCCCAACAAUGGGCAUUGCCAUCGUCUGUAUGGAGGCUGCCUGUGCUCUCCAGGACUAUAUGGCCGCUUCUGCCACCUGCCUUGUCCCAGGUGGACGCAUGGUGCAGGCUGCUCCAAAGAAUGUGACUGUGUUCAAGAACAUUCCACUGGCUGUGACCCCAAAACAGGGAGCUGUUUCUGUAAGGCCGCAUACCACGGCCCACUGUGUGAGCAAGAAUGUGAGCUUGGCUUCUUUGGUGCAGGCUGUGAGCAGCCAUGUGACUGUCCAGGUGGAGGGUCAUGUGACCCCAGGACUGGAGAGUGCAGCCAGCGAUGUCCUGCAGGCCUUCAUGGAGAUAAAUGUCAGCUGGCCUGCCAAUCAUGGAGCUAUGGCGAGAGCUGCCGUCUGACAUGUGACUGUGGAGGAGCUCCUUGUGAUCCCAUAACCGGACAGUGCGUCUGUCCUGCUGGGAAGACUGGACACUCCUGUCACAAAGACUGCCCUGAUGGAUAUUGGGGGUUGAAGUGCCAGUCAUAUUGUCCUAACUGUGAGAACAGAGGCUCCUGCAACAAGCAGACUGGUGUGUGUGACUGCAAACCAGGCUUCAUGGGGAACCUCUGCCAAAACGAGUGUCCCCCAGGUUUUCAUGGACCAGGAUGUUUCAUGCGUUGUUCAUGCCACCCUGAUGCUACUUGCGACUCACAGACUGGACGCUGCGUCUGCCCUCCUGGUAAAAGAGGCCAUGACUGUGCAACAUCAUGUGAAUCUGGUUACUGGGGCCAAGGGUGCCUCAGUAAAUGCCAAUGCAAAGAGAUCUCUGUGGGCUGUGACCCAGUCACCGGUCAGUGUGCGUGUGAGGCCGGCUUCACUGGAGACCACUGUGAAAAGAAGUGCGGGAGUGGCAGUUAUGGGCGGGGAUGUGCCCAGCAGUGCCAGUGUCAGAAUGGAGCUCUCUGUGACCAUGUGAGCGGAGCCUGCACAUGUUCACCUGGAUAUGCUGGCACUUACUGUGAAAAAACUGCCAGAUCUAACCAGUCGGAUGUUUUAUCUUGGCCCACAGUGUGCCCGGACGGCUUUUACGGUCUUGACUGUGGCCAGAUGUGCGAGUGCAGGAACGGUGCCCGCUGCCACCACAUCACAGGAGCCUGCCUAUGCACCGCCGGCUGGGCAGGACCACACUGCAUUCUGGGAUGCCCAGAGGGUCAUUUUGGGGAGCAGUGCAGUCAGACCUGUGAGUGUCAGAACGGAGCCAGGUGUGACCACGUCACGGGGCGAUGCAGCUGCGCGGCCGGGUGGACCGGAGUCAGCUGCCAACUGCCCUGUCCUGCGGAACAAUACGGGGAACACUGUUCUGGCCAGUGUCUGUGUCAAAACGGAGGCUCUUGUGAUAGGGGGACUGGCCAGUGCUCCUGCCCGCCAGGCUGGACUGGAGCCGCCUGUGAGUUAGAGUGUGAGGAAGGACGUUAUGGAGAGAACUGCACACAGACCUGCAGCUGUACGAAUGGAGCGAGAUGUGACAGAGUGACAGGAAGAUGUGUGUGUCUGCCUGGUUGGAUAGGAGAGCUCUGUCAGUCAGCCUGUUCUAAGGAAUUCUUUGGAGAGGGCUGUGAGCAGAGGUGCGACUGUGUCCAUAGUACAAGUUGCCACCAUGUGACGGGCCACUGUGAAUGUGAGGCAGGCUGGAGAGGAGCCAGGUGUGACAAACCCUGCCUUCCGGGGUCCUAUGGUGCUUCCUGUGGCCAACGCUGUCAGUGCCAGGCUGGGGUGUCCUGUCACCAUGAGACGGGGAGUUGCGGGUGCCCAGCUGGACUCGCAGGGCCUGGCUGCGAGAAACCCUGUCCUGCUGGCAUGUUCGGGCAAAACUGCACCCAGCUGUGCCGAUGUUCAGGAGAUCAAGAGCAGUGCCAUCCUGUGACGGGAACAUGUAGCUGCUUACCUGGUUACUAUGGGGCACGCUGUGAGCUACGAUGUCGAGCAGGGACUUUUGGGCCAAACUGCAAGUCCAGAUGCAGCUGCAUCAAUGGUGGUCGCUGUGACUUCAGGACUGGGACUUGCUACUGUGCUCCAGGCUUCAUUGGAGCUGACUGCAGCUCAAGUUGUCUGAGUGGGUACUAUGGGAAGGACUGUGUCAAGCUGUGCUCCUGUGGGGAAGGAGGGCAGUGCCACCCAGCAACUGGGAAGUGUAUCUGUGCCCCUGGUAGGAUGGGACUAUCUUGCCAACAAGCAUGUCCUAUGGGGCGCUACGGCCUGCAGUGCAGAAACACAUGUAGCUGUCAGAAUGGGGGUCUGUGUGACCCUGUCCACGGGUCUUGCAAGUGUGGACUGGGCUGGACUGGACCCCGCUGUGACACAGCCUGUUCACAGGGAAAAUAUGGGUUUGAUUGUGCACAAGACUGUCCAUGCCUCAACAAUGGGACCUGCAACCGCUUUACUGGCACCUGCAGCUGUACUGCUGGAUACUAUGGCCACUCCUGUCAACACAGAUGCCCAUCUGGGUUCUUUGGAGUAAACUGUGCCCAUACGUGUGACUGUAACGUGGGGCAGACAUGUGACCAUGUGACGGGCCAAUGUGUGUGUCCACCAGGCCACUAUGGCCCACAAUGCCAAAGACGGUGUGAAGCUGGAAGGUUUGGACUGAGCUGUGGACAGUCGUGUGACUGUGCUGGUGAGGCCCCAUGUGACCCAUCGACCGGUCGGUGCCUCUGUCCCCCAGGAAGGACAGGACAGAGAUGUGAAAAAGACUGUGGUGGCGACCGUUUUGGCCCUGGCUGCUCCCUGCCGUGCCGGUGUUCCCACAGGGCCCGCUGUGAUGGGCUGAGUGGGCGAUGCCUGUGCCCGCUCACCUGGCUGGGCCCAACCUGUAGUGAAGCAGUGCUACACCGAAGCCCAGGACCAUUGAACUUUUCUGUGUCCCAAAGAAAGAGAAGAGCAGGCAGCAAAACCACAUAACCCAAGCAGAGGUGCAAACUCCUGACUGGGCUUUCAAACACAGGGCUUGGCUCUGUGAAGCAUUACUCAGAUCAUCUUGGUAAAGGUGAUGUUAGUAAUGCCAUGUUUUUGUGAAACUGGUACUCAGCUGUCAGAAACUGGCACUCCAUCACUGAGCCUGGAGCUUGCGAUAAUCACCCAGUGGACUUGGCAUGUGAGGGGCCCUCAAAGGACUCAACCUCCCCCAGGAUUACACAGACUUCUUAGCAAUACACACGAAUACCUGCAUCACAUUUGUGACUAUUGCUGAUUGAAAGCGGUUAAUUUGCUUUCCAGUUUGACAUUUAAUGUUUAAUUGUUAAGGGUUCAGUUUUUUUCUUAAGGGCCUUUGGACAAGACAUGUGACUGAAUCUGAGACUUUCUUGUCACUAGAGAGCCUUUACAGCCACCACCAACAUUUAGUUUUUUCUGCGUGUGUCCACAAAAAACUUGAUGGUCUGCAUAACAGAAAGUAUAUUGCUGGUGAAAAUUAAAUGCCUCUAAAACAGAUUCAGAAAUAUAUGGGCGACCUAUUUACUAAGAUCCACACACACUGCAGGCAUGAGAGCUACAAAAAUGUGGUCCAAUAGAAGAGCCAUAAAUGUUUCAUAAUAAAAAUUACCUCCAGACAUAUUUUAAGAUAUAUAAAAAUACUCUGCUUCAAAUUAUAAUUUAUGUCCGAUAUGGUUUUUCCACAAAAUGUUCAUUUCCCUUUAAAAUUACAUCAUACUUCUUCUCCAGACAUCCAGAAUCUAUCAAAUUGCAAAGAUGCUUCAACAUCACACUUGUUUAAGUCACAUAUUGCCACAACUGGCUUCCAAACUAGUUGUGAUGUCACAAAAUCCUGCUCGUACGUCCACGUCUUAAACUGCGAUUUAAGGUGAGCCGCGGAUGACUGUGGAAACAGCCUUCUAGUGUCGAACUCUGAACAUUCAUCUUUCUGCACAGUGAAGGUCAAACAUCCAAGUAACAAGAAGGAAAACACACUUUUGAGUGAAGGGGGACUUUAAAAUAAGGAAUCAAACUAAAUCUAAUUAUUGAAUUCUUUCUUUUAAAAAAUAUUUUGCUAAAGAUAUUUUCAGUCCAGUAACUGUAUACAAAUAUUGCAGGUUUAAAAUGCUGAAUUUUAUGUUAAUGUAAAUUCAGCACAACCCAUUAUGUAGUUCACUUCCAUCAUAGUGACCCACAAAACACUGAAAUGGCUCUCUGUUUCUGUCUUAUACAGAGGGAAUCGUAUUACUUACAUAUUACUUAUGUGUGUGUUUAUGUUUUCAUUUCACACAUUUUCCUUGUUUGGACUCAUACUCACCUUAACUUAUUUUAUUGCCCAUACCUUUUAUAAAUCUGUCUGUGAAGAUAUUAUCUAUCCAGAAGUUAUUUCAACAUGGCUCAUGGAAUCUGAAUAUGACAUGUACCAGCAUUACGAACGCUCUCCAUUUAUUGGCAUUGAUUGUGGGUUUUCUUAUUGCAGUGCGGUGUGCUGGUCGCGAAAUACUGCAGGCAAAAUUUGCAUGCAUUGCACUUCUUGAGAGAUCUGUGUUUAUUGAGUCAGCAGCUGAUACAGAGCUUGGGAGUCUUAUAGAAAAUGAUAAAAAAUGAUGUUAAUACUUUUUUCUGCAGUACCUGUACUUCUAUGGUUGUACAAUAUUAUAAGAUAAGAUUACAAGUCCCAGAUCACUACUGCUAUCAAUUACAAUACAUUUGGUUUAAAUGUGGGUGUUUCUCUUUUACUAAGAACUGUAUUUGUAUUAUAUCUCAGGUCAGUGCCAAUUAUAUCAGUCAUAAUCUACUGUUAUCAUUUCAUAUCAUGUCAGUGGUGCUACAUCGAUACAUUUUGUUUGUAUAAAAUUGAUAAACUCACCUUAUCUUUUCCAUUGUUUUUUACCAUCCGUGGUUGUGUUUUGAUUAAAACAAAGAAAAAAAGAGCAACAAACCAAAUAAAUAACAACAAAAACA
Messenger RNA from Siniperca chuatsi (mandarin fish), 7181 nucleotides. It is a transcript of the gene megf6, whose product is annotated as multiple EGF like domains 6. Gene Ontology annotation, molecular function: protein binding; scavenger receptor activity; calcium ion binding. NCBI's taxonomy places the organism in Eukaryota, Metazoa, Chordata, Actinopteri, Centrarchiformes, Sinipercidae. The transcript is spliced from 38 exons. Bases 252 to 5207 code for a protein of 1651 amino acids. The record is from RefSeq and is a predicted model, not a curated record.